This is a messenger RNA of Xiphias gladius (swordfish), 1939 nucleotides long. RefSeq names its product transmembrane protein 53 (gene tmem53). The coding region runs from base 247 to 1107 and encodes 286 amino acids. The transcript has 3 exons. Lineage: Eukaryota; Metazoa; Chordata; Actinopteri; Istiophoriformes; Xiphiidae. The record is from RefSeq and is a predicted model, not a curated record.
GGGGGGGGCGGUAAUGCGACACCGGCUUGACGUUGUUCAACAGUACGAAGAAGACGGAAACGCUCCGGUUGGGAAGGAGGACCGGAGCGACGCUGACAGUCCACCGACCUCUCUGUGGCGAGCUGUUUGUCGUCGGACGCGGGCUUUGCGGGUCUGUCGCUGGUUAAUCAUUCUUUUCCCAGCAGCCGAACGAACCAGGCAUUAACGUUAGAGAACGACAGCAGCCGAUAACUCUCGCGGACAGAAAUGGCGGACGAUGAAAUAGACUACAAUAUCGUCUUUCCAGAUGCGGGGACAUCGGAGAGACACUGGCGGGGGACAAAGGAGCCAGUUGUGAUACUGUUGGGCUGGGCUGGCUGCAAAGACAAGCACCUCGCCAAGUACAGCUCCAUCUACAAUGAACAGGGAUGUGUCACCAUCCGCUACACAGCUCCCUUGAAGACCGUCUUCAUCUCCGAGUCCUUUGGCUACAAGGAGCUGAGCAGUACAGCCCUGAAGCUGCUGGAGAUCCUCUAUGACUAUGAGGUGGAGAACAGUCCUGUUUUCUUUCACGUAUUCAGCAAUGGUGGCUUCAUGCUGUACCGCUACAUUGUAGAGUUGUUGCACGGUGACAAACAGUUCAGCUCCCUGUGUGUGAUCGGGGCUAUGGUGGACAGCGCCCCGGGUAGUGGGAAUGUACGAGGGGCCCUGCGUGCACUGACGGCCACCUUAGGGCCCAAAAUAAGUCCUUUUUUAAGGUACGUCCUCUUAGCGCUUUUUGCAGUGACUGUUUUCCUGUUGCGAGUUGUGCUGUACCCCUUGACCAAGUACAUCCACAAGAACCACUAUGACGCUUUGCGGGAGAGGCCGCCCGCCUGGCCUCAUUACUACCUGUACUCCAAAGCUGACCAAGUGAUCAGGCACAGGGACAUCGAGCUCUUCGUGGCGACCCUGAAGCAGAAAGGCGUCCCUGUGGACAGUUUUGACUUUGUUUCCACGCCCCAUGUCGGUCAUUUCCGAGAUUUUCCGGAGCAGUAUGCUCUUAAGUGUCGCGAUUUCCUGGUCGCUUGCAUGAAGGACUUACAAGAGACUGAGGUGAAGAAGAGACACUGGGUUCAGAAUCAGUGACACUUGGAGAGACCCUCUCAGGAUUUUGCCAACCAUCUGUUAAAUAGCCUUUUCCCAGAGUUUGAAGCAAGGUGAAGCAAUCAGACUACUUAAAUCUUUUCUCAGUGGUCUGAAAAAUCUGCUAGAAAUGAGAGAAAUUUGGGCAAGACAGGUGGAAAUUGCGCUGAACUCGUGUAAGAUCCCGGGCGAUUCUUCUCCAUCCUGGUGCACAUAAGGGGAAGGUUCCACAGAUGUGGGCUCAGUCUGGUUUGCUUAAUCCAUAUCUGGAAGGCCAGCCAUAUGAAACACUGUAACUCACAUGUCCUUGGCACUCAACAGUCAUGCACCACGUGUAAAAAUAACAGUACAAGCAAUUACUAUACACUGGAAAGUUGGGACUCAAACCCUUUAGGAUGAUUUAAACGGUAUUUAAUAUUGCUGUGAAAUAUGAUGAAUUGUAGACUAGUAGUAGUGAUUCUAGCAAGAUAAGACUGGUUAUAGGAAAAUAAUAAUUGUGUCCUCUAUUUAUAAAAUUAAAAUGUAUUUAUGGUUUUAAUCAUUAAAACGGUAUCGCAAGGGUGCUUACAGUGAAGGCGACUGUUAAACAUUGAAACAUUUAAUCACUUAAUAUUUUCUUUGAAUAAAAAAGGUAUCUAAGUUGUUGCCUUAAACAGUAAGUGCAAUCUGAUGUAUUGUUUUGGUCCAGAAAUUGUAGAAUAACCAGCCCUAAUACGUGAUACGAAACGGAUUUUAGUUCAAGGAAAAACGUGAUUGACGAUGAAUGUAUAUGUGCAGCACAACCUGUGUGUAAUUUUCUACUCAUGUGCCUUCAAUAAAUCAGACUGCUCAUAGA